AUGCCCAUGGAUGACCACGACCUCAGUACCAACCCAUGGUCAGACGUUACUGGCGGCGAUGAAAAUGAGUUCAAUGAUUUCAUGAAGCCCAUGAGACUCGCAAAACGAACAGAGGAAAAACCCACAACGAACGAACAGUUUCAGUGUCGCCCGAUCCGGUUGGGAAGCCGCCACAAACUCGAUGACGAUCUUCGUAGCUCGCGCUCAGAAGAAGAAUCCAUUCCAGCAUCUCCAACUUCACAGAAAGUCGAUACCAGCAACCCUACAACUCCCAGACGAAAGUCCAUCCAGAUACGAAAUCUUCCCAUUAUCGAGUCACCCAAACGGUACGUCCACGAUAAGGUAGACGAUGCAAUUUUUGCAGUGUGUUUGGUCGACUUUCACCAUUCGCGGGGCCCAGAAGUGGAGUUCUGGAAGUCCAAUUAUCACCACAAUUAUUCCCCAAGUUUAUUCAAAAACCUAUCAUUCCAGGCGUUGCCCGACGGAUCACACCAACACGAAGAAACGUUUUCCAAUUUCAGCUUGGUUUACGAUUUUGUCACCGGGCUCUCCUACGACGACGGUGACGAUUACGAUAACUUUCAAGGUGAUCCCAGGCACCUUAGAACGCUCUUUGGGUGCUCUUGCGUGCGCCAAGUGAAGACCAGCGAUCUCUCCGACUUAGAAAUGGCUCGAAACAAGGAUAUAACCCGAUCAAUUGUCCAAAAAGCCAUCGUGGUAAUAGCGUGCAACCAGCCCAUAUUCACCAAGAUCAAAGAAAAGCUCUCCAUCAUCACCCACAGUUUCUUGAUCCAGGAACGUCUAGACAACUACGAGCUCCUAGAGCACUUGUUCGAGAACCUCAACGACUCUUUCAAACCCAAAGUCGACAGGAGACUAUCAAUAGACCAAGAAGCUCUUAGGAUCGAAAGAGAGGACGAAUUCUUUGUCAAUUUAAACUUGAAGGAAACAGUCACCAAAUUCCGCCACAAUUUCCUCACCCUAUUCAAAGCAAUGCUUCUCGAGAAGAAGAUACUUAUAUUCUCUAAUAACAACUUGGAAUCUUUAACCAUGUUCCAAAACAAUCUCAUUUCCCUCGUCCCUAAUUUGAUCCAUAAUCUUGCCGAUUCCAGCUGUCCCUUGAUCGACUACAGCGAGACGAACGGCCCACUAAAGAAGCCAGAAUCUUUAAACACUUCAAGUCGGCAGUCCAUGUUGAGAUUUUUCGGUCUCCCAUUGCAAAUAUUCAACACCAAAGGUGCGUUCUGGAACCCAUAUCUUCCUCUCCAGCAACUCAACGCACUCAGCAGUCCAGGAACCAAGAGUUUCAUGGUUGGUUCCUCAAACUUACUCUUCGUGAAUCAGCUGAUGGCUUUGGAAGUAGACAUACUCAUAAACCUCGAUACAAAUGAAGUGAGCUAUCCCGUUGGAAGAGGAGACGAUUUGUUGCUUUCGCUGAAAGACAAGAUUUUUAUUAACAGUCUUCUCGAAAACAUCCGAAAAAUCGACGAACAAGACAACUACAUUGGCAGUGACGAUUACAUUCGCUACAAGUUCGAGGACUACCUCUGCUCCUUAUUGUCCACUACCAAGUACUCGCAGUACGUUGAGAAGUUCAAACAGCCACCCCCAGGGUUUUCCCAUACUCCAGCAUCCACUGAUUUAGAUGCCAACGAUGAUGUCAGCAUUGAUAACGGAAACAUGGCAGCGUUCGGCCUGGCUUUUAUAGAGAACUGGAGAAAAACCAAAAACUACUUGAUCUGGGAUGCUAUGGCCGAUGAGUUCAUCUUCAAUUUUUUAACGCCAAGACACAUUGGAUCUGACAUUGCCGACCUGCGGUCGAGAAUAGCAAGUGUAUUCGACAACUUUCGCCAGCGUCUCAAUGCCCCACCCAAUUCCGAGCCGCCAAGCUCGCGAAAUCUUUCAAUAUUCGAAAGCGUGAAAAACACCGAUGAGGCGUCUAACGUCAAUGAAGUACCUUUUGGAAAAAAGAUUUCUAAUUGGGCAUGGAACUUUAAGCGAAAGUAG
Molecule: messenger RNA, 2007 nt
Organism: Meyerozyma guilliermondii ATCC 6260
Lineage: Eukaryota; Fungi; Ascomycota; Pichiomycetes; Serinales; Debaryomycetaceae
Exons: 1
Coding region: 1-2007 (668 amino acids)
Cellular component (GO): cytoplasm
Source: RefSeq, a predicted model, not a curated record